AUGUCCCUCCCCGCCCCCCACCUCUCCAACCCCCGCAUCCCUCCCCCCGAAGGGGACGAAGACCACACCCAGCUCGCCCUCAUGAUCGCCGGCGAACCCUACCAAGCCAACGACAAGUAUCUUGACCGUCUGCGAAACCGGGGCGCUAUCAAGCUUGAUGAAAUUGUCAAAGUAGCGGAUAUGGAUGAGAGGAUGACGUUGUGGAGGGAGUUUGGGAAUGUGGGGGAGGAUGUGUUGGUUGUGCAGCGGUUCUUUUGCGAAUAUGGGUUCAAUGUGCAUUUCAAGGGGGACAACUUUAUUGGAGCGAACUGCACGUUCCUCGAUAUCUGUCCCAAUACGUCGCUUCUCCAGACAAACACGUGCCCUACUGACACCUUUGCAGUCACCAUAGGUCUCCACUCCAUGGUCGGUCCCGACGUCAAAAUCUAUACCCCCGACCACCCUCUCUCCCCCGAAGAACGUUCUGGUCUCUCAGGCAAAGAGUGGGGCAAACCUAUAGUCAUCGAGGAUAAUUGUUGGAUUUGCGGCGGAGCGACGAUCUUGCCGGGUGUCACGAUUGGGAAGGGGAGUACGGUAGGGGCGGGGUCGGUGGUUACGAGGGAUGUACCGGAGAGGAGUGUGGUGGUGGGGAAUCCGGCGAGGGUGGUGAAGAAGAUAUUGGAAGAUGGGACGGUUGUAAAGGCUUGA
Messenger RNA from Cryptococcus wingfieldii CBS 7118, 687 nucleotides. Its product is annotated as maltose O-acetyltransferase. The record is from RefSeq and is a predicted model, not a curated record. Bases 1 to 687 code for a protein of 228 amino acids. NCBI's taxonomy places the organism in Eukaryota, Fungi, Basidiomycota, Tremellomycetes, Tremellales, Cryptococcaceae. Gene Ontology annotation, molecular function: acetyltransferase activity. The transcript has 2 exons.